This is a messenger RNA of Pochonia chlamydosporia 170, 5556 nucleotides long. RefSeq names its product Pfs domain-containing protein. The transcript has 5 exons. The record is from RefSeq and is a predicted model, not a curated record. Gene Ontology annotation, biological process: nucleoside metabolic process. Bases 1 to 5556 code for a protein of 1851 amino acids. Lineage: Eukaryota; Fungi; Ascomycota; Sordariomycetes; Hypocreales; Clavicipitaceae. Gene Ontology annotation, molecular function: catalytic activity.
AUGUCGCAAAGGCGGAGCCGGAGUUCGUCGCCGCCAUGCCCACCGCAGCAGCAAGAUGAUGAUGAUCCACAUGAUGUUCUCACUCAGGCUAGAAAGAACCUCCAGGCCUUGCUUGAUUCGGGAGUCUCUCCGUAUAUGCUUCUCAGUCGGGUGGAUGAAGCUCACACGGCCACGGGGUGGCAGCAAGAACAGUCUCUGCAGCCGCGUCCGAUUCCCUUUCAGCAACCACAGUCAGAUAUUGCGCCGCUCCCUCCUGCUCCUGGCUCUCUGAUACCCGCAAUUGCGAGUGACACGAAUCUCCCCGUGUCUGCAUCCAGCAGCAGCGCCACCUCAACAACGGCCACACCCAAAGCUGAGAUCAAGAGUGAGAUGUCGCCUGAGCGGCCUUCGUCAUCUAUUAGCCACUACCCAGCCUCUAUCUACUCUGUCUCAUCUCGAUCUUCUGGCCGUGCCUCCAUCUGGUCCACGAGUUCCGGCCAGUCUUCCACAUCGCGGUACUCGAAUCCAACUAUCCAAAUCCAACCAUCCCUCCCUCUCUCGCCAGCUUCAGUCGUCAAUAGCCUCGUAGGCCGUCCCACCAGCACAACGAGCAGAAAGAGUAUCUACUUUUGUACCUCUUGUGAGUGCAUCUUUAGGCGCAAAUAUGACUGGAAGCGCCACGAGGAUGAGUAUCAUGAGCGCUGGCGCAAGUACCCAUGCCCUGACUGUACGCGAAGCUUUUGGGAUUCUAACUCGUUCUCCUAUCACCACAAAAAUUGUCAUGGCUGCAAUCCUUGCACCCAUGCCGAACAGAUCGUCAGAUAUCUCCGCAAGCGCAAGUACUGGGCUUGUGGCUUCUGCUGCGCUCUGCAUCCCGCUCGCGAACGUCACGUAGAGCACGUUGCCCGUCACUUCGAGUCUGGCCUGACCAAGGGUGACUGGACGCACUCGCGCGUCAUCUAUGGGCUUCUCCAUCAGCCUCUCGUUCGUGAAGCUUGGGACCGCCUGGUUGAGAGCAAGCGGCCAAAACAUAAUGAGAACCGAGAACGGUUUUCUUGGGUAUACAGCGAGACCCGCCGUGCCUAUUCUGAGAAUGGAGGCCCCCAUCAGCUACAGGAUAUUCUUGAAUUCUUUUCUGGUGACGAGAGCGAGGCCCGUCAGGUCGCCCACCUAGCUUACGACUUAGCAAAUAUAUUCUCACCAGAUUCGGCACCGGAGGAUCCCUUCUGGACAUUCCUUCUCGACCGUAGCCUGUUCCCCUCGCAGCCAUAUCCCACAACGUUGCAACCCUCACCAGACUCUAUCUCAGACGGCAUCUCGCACUCCCGCUUCAGGUCUCCAAUAGUACCCCCAAUGCUGGGGUCAACUCCGAGCUUAGAUGGCAGUCUUGAGUUGCAGUCCUCAGUAAUACCACCAGCUAUGGCCGCCGGCGAAUGUCCCAUAUACCCCCAGAUCCGCCCCGAACCACUCUCAUUCGGUGACUGGGAGACACUCACAGGCAGCUUCAUGGGAGAGCAGACGACACACGUCCAACAGCGCCAGCCCACAACUGGCACCACGUCUGCUGACUGGGGAAUGCUUUCACACUGCAAUGGACCCCAAGCCACCCCAAGGUCGUUGCUCGAGAACCCGGAGCCAGUUUCAAUCCAUGAAGAUGUUAACCAUAUGACUGCUGAGAAUUCAGAUUCGUGGAGUAUAAUAUUUCUGAAGCCGAAGGUUUUCGUACAGGAGCUAGCAAACGACAUGUUCUGCAGGACCCGUUCAGGAAGUGUGGAUGAAGCGAUACGAAAAAGGGUCUCUAUGAGUCUCCCCGACCUGCUAGUGGCUUUUGCGAUAAAGUUUGGGCUUGAUGGCCCAUCGAAAAAGCAUCGAGAUGUCGCGUAUUUUGUGUUUUGUCAUAAAUUUGAGAUUGCCAAGUCUUUUGCUGAGUUUUGUUUCGAACGAGAUCAGCAGGACGCCGCGGCAGGCCCUGUUGACUCGGAUGACACCUACCUGGAAAGACUCAAGAACCUUUGGCUUACGAAUGAUAACCCUCCAAUGCCCCAGCAUACGGAAGAGAUAAAUAAGCCUGAACUAGAAGGCCCCCGCCCCCAGGAGAGUCAUAUAAGUUUUACUCAACCAAACCCAGAAACUAGGGUUAAUCGGUCCCCAAGUGAGGGGCCUAUCGAAAUGAUCGAAAACCAGGAUGGGGAAAUGCCUGAGAUUUGGCUUCUCUCUUUGCGAGAGUUUGUCUACAAGACUAGGGCUUAUGCCUGGCUACUUUCGCGACUAGACAGCGAAUACCGUCUCUGUCCAACAGAGCCAAACAGCCUUCGGGCGAUCCGGGAAGGGGUUAUGUCAUCGCUCCCAUUCAAUCGUACCAUAGGUGGAGACACGACUGUGCAGAGAUGUUAUGCGAGAUAUGAGCUUAAGUGGGACAUUCUUGGAUUCUUUGAGACCCAGGGGUAUUCGGAAAUGCCAUACCGGGUAUUCGAGAGCGUCAUCACCCUAACUGGAUCAUGCCUAGAUGCACAGGCCGCAACUUGUGCGCAAUACUUACGCCAGACUUGGCCAUCGACAGGAGAGGCAAUGAUUCGGCUGCUUAAAGGGGUCCUCCUGGAGGAAGAGGGCCGUCCGCAUUCGUGCAAAAUGUCAGAUGGAACAAUACUUGUCGCAUGGCGCGAAAGAUCGACAUUCGUGGUAGAAGUUGACGGGGAUAAUAUUUCCGUUGUGGAGGCUGCAGAACAGCUUGGCUGGCUCGGGGCUGCUUUUAGAGCUUCGCCACGGCGGAGCGGGCUUGUCUACUGCACGCCAACUAUCACGAAUAUCCGCCAGUACAGUACCGUGCAAGAGGAGACUUUAGCUGACAUCACAUGUGAAAUCGGAUUCACAAUGGAAGAAGUCUCCAAGCAUGCUAGCAACGGCAAUGGCCAGUGCUGGCACAACAUCUUCAGAAAUCCGGUAAUAGUCAAAGGUUAUCCCAUUCCUCAUAGAGUUGAGAGGGAGACAGGCCUGGAGGUGUCACUCAACAUAAUGGCAGGGCUGGCUGGAACUGAGCGAUUCGACCGAUUUAAAGAUCUUAUGUACAUCAAGGGGUUCUCAACAAUGCUAGUUCCCACGAAGAGGAAUGGGAAUAUGCUUUACUGGCAUCUGAUUUACAAAGAGGACGAGGGGCGGAUAUCCUACCUAGACGACUAUGUGGACCAAAAACAGCACGUUCACAGUGCGGAUCUGGAUGCCCUUCGCCAUGUCUUAGGCUGGUGCUCAGAAGCCAACCUCUAUGCUGGUAAGAACUUUUUCAACAUGUAUCUGAGUAGUACUAGUAACAUUAAGCAUUUGACAGGCUCGGCCAAAGCAGAGUUUCCUAGCACCUACUUAAGGCUCCCCAAGCCUCAUAAAGGCUGCGCACUCGCUGACACUGAGGUGUCGGCAGGACGACUGAUCCAAGGUGGGCCGGCUUUUAGUAUCGGUAAUAAAGACAUGCCAGCUCGAGUGUCCCGAGGCGGGUAUAUUCCUGGGCUUGAAUGGAUAUCCACCAAGUUCGUCCUCCUGUGGGACGAGGAUGAUAAACGAGGAUGGCUCAUGAACGGCGCAAGCGCAUUAUUACAUGUCUUACGAGCCUCUUUGGAGUAUACUGGCAAGGGCAAAUUCCGAUCGGCGCUCCUUUGUAGCGGGGAAGAUCUUGAAGACUCUCCUAGGCCUUUUACAGCUGACGCGGCCGUUGACGUGCUAAUCAAUCCACUUAAUUUGGGUCUGAAAUUGUACCGCGAGGGGGAUGGCCAUAUUCUUCUCCAGAGCCUGGUUGAACGCUUUUAUAACGUGAUGGAGAAGAUGAUUGACCAUCAAAUGGAUAUUGCCGGACGGUGUGGCCGAAACCUGAGUGAAACCCCACGGGGAUAUCUCGAGGGCUGGGAUUUUGAGGAUUUGGCCAAAAAGCGAGAUCCGUUGUAUCCGUGCGUGGCUAAUCUAACCGCCGCUGGGAGAGGAUGGGUCGAUUUUACGAGGUCCAUUCACGCUGUCACAUUGAUUGGCCGCGGGUUUGGUGACAUUAUCCAGCCUGCUGGCCCGAAUGUCUGUGAGAAAUGGGCCAAGCUUCCAAAGCAGCAAUACUACAUCUCAAGUUUGGUCUCUGACCUGGCCGAGGUGAUGAGAGUACAUGGCAAUUGCGCUGCCGAUCAUUUUCGGCUCAGCGAUGACUUGAUAUGGCACACCCCGACUACGAUCUUCACGAUUUGCCAAUGCAAGGAGGGUUUAGGAGGAAAUCAUUGUGAGCCCGUGCAGACAAUUUUCCCAUUGUCUCUAUCUACCAGAUUGCCUCCCAGAAAGCAUCCGAUUCCGAAUGGACAUGGGGCUGUUAUUUUCGGGCACAAUUCACACUUCUCGUGGGUCUGGGGAGAUUCCGGACACCCCCAGGAAACCAGACGCAGAGAAAAUGCGUCAUUAUGCAGUGUGGUUGAGAUGGAAUUUGAUUCACCCAAUGACAGUGGCAUUGGUCUAAGCCUGGCAUCGUCGAGAUCCGAGGGGCAACGCUCAUCUCGGUCAGAGUCGAGCAAUCGGCGUUCGACGCGGGUCCCGAGCGACUCUGACAACGAGGCCAUGAUGCAGGAACCGUCAGAUUUUGUCAAGCAGAAAAAGUAUAGCAGAGGGCAGUACAAAGUGGGAAUUAUCUGCGCGCUGCCAAAGGAACUCAUGGCAGUCCGAGCGCUGUUUGACGAGAAUCACGACAACCUCCCAGCGUCGAAGUUCGACACCAACAGCUAUUCGCUUGGCAUGAUGGAGCAUCACUGGGUUGUAGCCGCUUGUCUCCCGAGCGGCGAGUACGGUACCAACUCUGCCGCAGCCGCCGCAGCCAACAUGAGACGAAGCUUCAAGUCCAUCCGCUUCUGCCUUUUGGUGGGCAUCGCGGGCGGCGUGCCAUCGGACAAGAACGACAUCCGCCUUGGGGACGUGGUUGUCAGCAGACCUACAGGAAAUUGGUCCGGGGUAAUCCAAUACGACCUCGGCAAAGAGAAAGAAGGCAGGCCUUUUGAACGGACGGGCUCACUGCGCCCUCCGCCCCGUGCCCUCAGCACGGCCGUCAGCUCGCUCCGUUCGGAUCCGACCCUGCCGACGGACCCACUAUUCCCGUACCUCCAGACGAUCCACGCCCGUCUUGCCGGUUUCCCCCAGUACAAGCCGCCGGACAAACCAGACGUGCUGCCCCGAACCGCCUGCGUCUCGUGCAGAGAUCACCAGGUAUACCGCGAACACUGUUCCCACCCGGUACAUCGCGUCCCGCGUCAAACGACUGCACCUGUCAUACACUACGGACUCAUAGCGUCUGGCAACCGCGUCGUCAAGGACGCGGCGACCCGGGACCAAUUAGCCGACGACGGCGUGCUGUGCGUUGAGAUGGAGGCCGCUGGCGUGAUCAACACGGUUGAUUGCCUCGUGAUCCGCGGCAUCUGCGAUUACUGCGAUGUUCAAAAAGAUGACGACUGGCAGGAAUAUGCGGCGGCGGUGGCGGCGGCAUAUGCGAAACUUUUGCUUCGCUACGUCGCUCAUGAGAAAAUCAAGGCGGGCCGAAGGAAGUGGAAAUUUAGAAUGACCAAUUCGUAA